AUGAUUCUGAGGAACAGCUCCUCAGUGACCGCAUUUGUCUUUGGGGGAUUCUCGGGACAAUCCGCGGUCCAUUUCCCCCUCUUCUUCCUGUUCUUGGGGCUCUAUGUGUGUACCGUGGUGGGCAACGUGGGCUUGCUCACCUUAAUCGGCCUGCAUUCCAGCCUGCACACACCAAUGUACUUUUUCCUCUUCAACUUGUCUUGGAUCGACCUCUGCUACUCUUGCGCCUUUACUCCCAAGAUGCUGCACGAUUUCUUGUCGGAAAACGUCAUCUCUUACGCGGGAUGCAUGGCCCAGCUGUUUUUCUUCUGCUUCCUGGUCAAUUCUGAGUGCUACGUGCUGGUGUGCAUGGCCUAUGACCGCUAUGUGGCCAUCUGCAGGCCCCUGCGGUACCCGGUCACCAUGUCCCCCCAGGCCUGCGCUCUGCUGGUGGCUGGUUCCUACGGGGUCGGGUUUGCCGGGGCCAUGGCCCACACCGGGAACAUGCUGAGACUGACCUUCUGUGGCUCCAACGUCAUCGACCAUUACCUGUGUGAGGUCCUCCCCCUCCUACAGCUCUCCUGCACCAGCCCCCGCCCCAACGAGCUGGUGUUUUCUGUUGUCGUCGGGAUGGUCAUGGCGACCUCCAGCGUCAGCAUCGUCAUCUCCUACGCGCUGAUCCUCUCCAGCAUCCUCCGCAUCCCUUCUGCCGAGGGGCGGUCCAAGGCCUUCGGCACCUGUGGCUCCCACCUCACCACCGUGGCUCUGUUUUUUGGGUCCGGGGCGUUCACCUACUUAACCACCUCGUUUCCCGGAUCUGCGGGCCGGAGCAAAUAUGCUUCCGUCUUCUACACCAACGUGGUUCCCAUGCUGAACACUUUGAUCUACAGUCUGAGGAAUAAGGAUGUUAAACUUGCCCUGGGCAAAACCCUGAAAAGAGUGCUUUUCUGA
Messenger RNA from Pipistrellus nathusii (Nathusius's pipistrelle), 930 nucleotides. The record is from the annotation of a GenBank genome assembly. NCBI's taxonomy places the organism in Eukaryota, Metazoa, Chordata, Mammalia, Chiroptera, Vespertilionidae.